Ictalurus furcatus (blue catfish) is the source of this 1797-nucleotide messenger RNA. It is a transcript of the gene pou3f2a, whose product is annotated as POU class 3 homeobox 2a. The record is from RefSeq and is a predicted model, not a curated record. The transcript has a single exon. Gene Ontology annotation, molecular function: RNA polymerase II cis-regulatory region sequence-specific DNA binding; DNA-binding transcription factor activity, RNA polymerase II-specific. The coding region runs from base 275 to 1390 and encodes 371 amino acids. Gene Ontology annotation, biological process: regulation of transcription by RNA polymerase II; brain development. NCBI's taxonomy places the organism in Eukaryota, Metazoa, Chordata, Actinopteri, Siluriformes, Ictaluridae. Gene Ontology annotation, cellular component: nucleus.
ACCGUUCACCAGGAGCGCAAGUGGUUCUAGCAUCUCGCGUGACCAAUGAACGCGUCGCUGUCAGGGGCAACCGCGUCUGUCAAGCCUUUCUGUCCAAUCACGAGCGGAGCGAGGGAGAAACGCAAGGCGCGCGCCUUCACUCGGCGCUGGGGAGCCGCCUGUGGCACAAAAAAGUAAGCGUGAAACGCGUCGACGCGAGCAAAGCCCCCCUCGUCUCUCCCUCUCUGCUCUGUCUCUCUCACUCUCUCUCUCUUCCUGUGCCCUGCUGGAGGCGAUGGCGACCGCGGCGUCCAACCACUACCGCCUCCUGACGUCGAGCGCGUCCGAAGCGGGAAGCAUGCAGCAGGCGCCAGCUUACAGGGACGCGCCGAGCCUGCUGCACAGCGACUACACGACGCUCCAGAGCGCCGCCAACCCGCUCGGCCACGCGCACCAGUGGCUCGCGGCGCUCUCGCACGGCGACGGCUCUCCGUGGUCCGAGCAGGACAUCAAGCCCGCGCUGCACGGCGACGCCGACGAGCUCCAGCACUCUCCGAGUCUGCAGCCGCAGCAGCAGCAACAGCAACAGCAGCAGCAGCAGCAGCAACAGUCGCGAGCGACUCAUUUGGUGCACGAGGGCGCGCAUCACCAGGAUCAUCACUGGAGGGCGAGCACAACGGCGCACAUGGCCAGCAUGACGAGUUCAAACGGACCGAGCAUGAUCUACUCGCAGCCGGGAUACGGAGGCGAGCAGGGCAUGCACCACCACGCAAAUACCCUGAGCGAGGCGCACGAGGACGAACCGAGCCCGCGCAUCAGCGAGCACGGCCACGCGCCGAGCCUCCGCCCGGGCCAGCACGAGCACUCGGACGAAGACGUGCCCACAUCCGACGACCUGGAGCACUUCGCCAAGCAGUUCAAGCAGCGGCGCAUCAAGCUCGGUUUCACGCAGGCCGACGUGGGCUUGGCGCUCGGCACGCUUUACGGCAACGUGUUCUCGCAGACCACGAUUUGUAGAUUCGAGGCGCUGCAGCUCAGCUUCAAGAACAUGUGCAAGCUCAAGCCGCUGCUGAACAAGUGGCUCGAGGAGGCCGACUCCACUUCGGGCAGCCCCACGAGCCUGGACAAAAUCGCCGCGCAGGGCAGGAAGAGGAAAAAGCGCACCUCCAUCGAAGUGGGCGUCAAGGGCGCACUGGAGAGCCAUUUCCUAAAGUGCCCUAAACCCGGUGCGGCUGAGAUUAACGCUCUGGCGGACAGUCUGCAGCUGGACAAGGAGGUCGUGCGGGUCUGGUUCUGCAACAGGCGGCAAAAAGAGAAGCGGAUGACGCCUCAGUGCGCUCCGUUAACCGACAACAAGGACGUGUACGGGGACACGCCGCCGCACCACGGCGAUCGGACACCAGUUCCGUGAUUUCGGGGGGCGGCGGGGGGAAUUUCCGUGAUUUUUAUUCACCACCUGCACAAGCUCGGACCGUGUCUUUGUCUCCGCUACAACGGCCCAUUCACGGUGGCCCGAGCCGCACGAGAGCCUACGUGACACCGCAUAGGUGUUGCAUGUUGUUGCCCGAACAAUGCGGACAAGGGCGGGCGACGGGGACGCAUGUGUCGCAUAAGACGCUCGCGCUUCACGGAAACCCAAACAGGCGAGGGGCCAUGACAAAAACAAUACGCUUCAUCCAAGCUUAGGAGCCCAAGGAUGUGUGAAAGCACGUCACAUCGGGUUGGAGCAGAGAGCUGGGGAAAGGGCGUUCAAACACGCCAUCUUCCCGUCAGGGCCACAAAACGUGUCAACACGCGCCGAUGCGUCUGCCGUUCACU